UCCCAAGUAGCUGUGGAAUUUUCAAUCGGACAAUACGAAGACAAGAUUAUUUGCGACGUGGUUUAUGAUCUUCCCAGCCAUAUCGUGUUGGGGCAGCCUUGGUUUCGAAAUCGAAAGGUCGAGUUCGUUAGCCGAAGAAGCAGAAAAUUCAGGGUUCGAAAACAAAACAAAAUUUUCGUAUUAAAUCCACUAGCUACAAAGGAACCUGUUGGCGACGUGAAGGAAGUACAAAGACUUCACGAGGAGUACCAUCAAGCCCUGUAGUCACAGAUUUCGUCUCCAAACAACAAGAGUGAUCAAACUAUGCUCGGCAGCAACCCGCACAGUUUUUCGCCGGAAAAACAGAGUGUCGACACCAGCCUUACUGUCGACGAGGAGGAAGAAGAUCAUGAGUCCAAAGCAGCUAAAAAUGUAUACGAGGAUGUUAACGGGAUGAACAGAGAACGAGGAGAAGUUGUGGAGCAUAUUGACGACGCUCGGGUCGUUCCGGUGACACAAACAGAGGACCCCUCUUCUCCGGAGAAACAGAGCAGGAGAGAGGUUGUAUCGGGAGGAGCUCCGAGGAGCAACCCGUCCCAAUCCAAGGUGAUCAAAAUACUCCCUUCCACCUCAAGAAUCUCUCCGAUCGAUCAAAUGGAAAAGAUUCCUUCGGUUUUGCAGAAUCAAAAUCGAGCAGCAACACCUCUGGAGACGCUUCUUCGCGACCAAAAUUCGAGCAAAGUGGAUUAGGCGAUUCGGUAUGAUUCUAAGCAAAAGGUCGACGAGGGAUCAUCAGAGAAGGUUGUACGAAGCUGUUAGAAGCUUCAAUUUUACUCGAGGAUGCCUGAGGUACAAACGCCCAAUUCGAAAGUUUGUCGCCAGAAUUUUGGAGAAGAAAAGAACCAAUUGAUUGGAGCGAUUGGGCUCGAAUCGAUCGAAACAGAGACCUUAGGCAAGUUUCUAGAGUUACAAGGAAGCCGUAGGAGUCGACAAAUUGUUACGGUGAGGCGGGAAUAAAAAAUACCCAAUUGU
This is a messenger RNA of Linum trigynum, 1011 nucleotides long. The record is from the annotation of a GenBank genome assembly. NCBI's taxonomy places the organism in Eukaryota, Viridiplantae, Streptophyta, Magnoliopsida, Malpighiales, Linaceae.